AUGGUUUUCAGAUUCUUUAAUCACAAUCCCAUCCACAAAAUCUUUGUAUUACGAAUUUCAUCAUACACGAACAAGAACUUCAAUCCUUCUCCUCCUCUUUCUCCUCAUCGUCAGAGCCCUAUAAUCGGAGGUCUCAAUCCCCAGUUAUACGAUUAUUCACCGACGUAUACUGAAAGCCCUAAUUUCAAGAUUUCUAAGCGGUGGCACUUGGGCCAUUCUCACCACCUCCACGAUGACCACCGUGAUCUCCAGUCAGGCGAGAAGAUUUUCCGGUUGGGUCUUGCCGCCGAUAUUGGAUUAGCUAUCGGAAAAUCUGUGACUGGAUACGUAUCUGGUAGCACCGCCAUAAUUGCAGAUGCAGCUCAUUCUGUCUCCGACGUGGUCCUCAGCGGCGUUGCUCUGUUGUCAUUUAAAGCUGCAAGGGUUCCUAAGGACAAAGAACAUCCAUAUGGGCAUGGAAAAUUUGAGAGUCUAGGAGCCCUUGGAAUUUCUGGUGUGCUUUUGUUGACCGCUGGAGGUAUUGCAUGGCAUGCUUUGGAUCAAUUGCUGGCAAUUUGGUCAGCAGCUCCUGAAAUAGUCAGUCAAUCAUUGACACAUGGACAUGUUCAUGGUCAUCAUCAUAGUGGCCAUCACCAUGGAAUCGACAUGGAUCACCCUGUUCUGGCUUUGAGUAUGACUAUAGUGUCAAUAGCUGUCAAAGAAGGGCUAUACCGUAUAACAAAGAGGGCAGGGGAAAGGACAGGCAGUGGAUUGAUGAUAGCAAAUGCUUGGCAUCAUCGUGCAGAUGCUGUUUCCUCAGUGGUUGCUCUUAUAGGGGUUGGAGGAUCUCUUCUAGGGGUAAAGUUCCUAGAUCCUCUUGCAGGACUAGUUGUCUCAGGCAUGAUCCUUAAAGCUGGACUUCAAACUGGUUACCAGAGUGUCUUGGAACUGGUGGAUGCUGCAGUCCUGUCGCAACAUUUGGAUCCUAUUAAACAAACAAUACCGCAAGUUGAAGGAGUUAAGGGAUGCAAACACCUGAGAGGAAGGCGAGCUGGCUCCUAUCUGUAUCUUGAUGUAACUAUUGAGGUUGAUCCUUUUUCUAGUGUUAGUGCUGCACAUGAUGUGGGUGAGAAUGUUCGUCGUCAAAUACAUACGUGUCAUUCUGAAGUAGCUGAAGUCUUUAUACAUAUAGAGCCUUCAACUUCACAUUUUCCACCCAGUAUAAUGGACCAGCAAGGAAAUGCGAAGGGAACAGAUUACCAGAACAGUACAGCUUCCUCAGAGCAAAAUGGUAUUGAAGACAUAGUGUCCAGUAUUUUAUCAUCAGAGUUUUCAGAGGUACUUCCCUUUUAUCUCAUUUUUUUUCCCCUGAAGCAACUUAUUUCUAUUGUUUUAUUAUCAACAUAUGCUGUUGUUUUUUGCCUUUUUCUUUCUUAGCAACUUGUAAACUUUUGGUCAAUUUGGCUUAACUUUAUGUAAUGGUUAUUCAAUACCUGUGACCCAUGUGAGUUCAACCAUACAUUGUUUCUAAGCACAGGAGGAAGUACAAGCUUUCAUUCAGAUCAUUUCAAUAUUCUUAGUUUUUUCAUCUGCAGUGAAAAAUGAUAUAAUAAUUUUGAAUUAUUUUCAGAAAAUGGUUGUUGAACGUGUAACACGUCACCUGCUGCAUGCCAAGAUUCUAGUUCAAAUUGAAGUCUCGAUGCCUCCUGACAUGUUAAUUAGAGAUGCAGCAAAGGUGGCUGAAGAAGCAGAGAAGCGUAUUCUAGAGGCAGCCACCAAUGUGAUCCAGGUCUGCGUUCUGCUACGACUGGGAAAUGUAAUGCCACAGUUUCACCAUGACUUGAAUAAAAGGAAGAGAGAAGAAAGGCUGCAUUCUCUAACCUCAUAGGUUCGAUUUUCCAAUAAUAAUUUAUAAGACUAUUGCUUAAAGCCAUGUUUUUAUGUAAAUUCAAAUCUCUGAUCUUCUAUAAUAUAAAAUAAGGUAGGUUUCAUUAAAUUUAUUCGAGACUUAUUAAACGGCCAUCGACAUCCCUUUUAAAGCUAUUUACAUUUUAUUGUAUAUUUAGACACCAGUUGGUUACUAUUGGUAAAAUGUAUAAAGGAAAGAAAUCCAUCCUCCAUUUUUUUAAGGAGCAUGAUGGAAUGAUAGGAUCUUUUGUGUGGCUGGUGAGGCUUCCACUCUUUGUGAAUAAUAAAAACUUGCUUUCCAA
Molecule: messenger RNA, 2189 nt
Organism: Ilex paraguariensis (yerba mate)
Lineage: Eukaryota; Viridiplantae; Streptophyta; Magnoliopsida; Aquifoliales; Aquifoliaceae
Source: the annotation of a GenBank genome assembly